This is a messenger RNA of Orycteropus afer afer, 1446 nucleotides long. It is a transcript of the gene TMPRSS5, whose product is annotated as transmembrane serine protease 5. NCBI's taxonomy places the organism in Eukaryota, Metazoa, Chordata, Mammalia, Tubulidentata, Orycteropodidae. The record is from RefSeq and is a predicted model, not a curated record. Gene Ontology annotation, cellular component: plasma membrane. Gene Ontology annotation, molecular function: serine-type endopeptidase activity. Gene Ontology annotation, biological process: proteolysis.
AUGCUGGAUGACCAAACCCCUGUGGAGGCCCAGUAUGCAGAGGAGGGCCCAGGACCUGAGAUCAUCAGAGCAGAGCCAGGAGACCAGCUAUGGAGGCCUGAGACCCAGCAGCAACCCAUCUCUCCGGUGGGGCGCUGGUGCUCUGUGCGACACAGCUGUGCACUGCUGGGAUGCUUGGGGCUGCUGGCUGGUGUGGGCGUUGGCUCAUGGCUUCUAGUGUUAUAUCUGUGGCCAGCUGCCUCUCAGCCAGCUUCUGGGACUUUGCAGGAUGAGGAGAUAGUGUUGAACUGCUUGGGGGACAGCAGUGAGGAAGUCCUUCUCCCCUCACCUUCCAAAUCAGUAUCUUUCAGAAUAAACACCGACGACUUCUUGUUGGAAGUGCAGGUGAGGGCCCGGCCAGACUGGCUCCUAGUGUGCCAUGAGGGCUGGAGCUCAGCCCUGGGGAGGCUGGUCUGCCAGAGCCUUGGGCAUCUCAGACUCACUCACCACAAGGGUGUGAACCUGUCUGACAUCAAGUUCAACAGCUCUCAGGAGUUCGCUCAGCUCUCUCCUAGACUGGGAGGAGGCCUUCUGGAGGAGGCAUGGCAACCUAGGAACAAUUGCAUUUCUGGCCGAGUUGUUUCCCUCAAAUGCUCUGAGUGUGGGGCAAGACCCCUGGCUUCCAGGAUAGUCGGUGGGCAGGCUGUGGCUUCUGGGCGCUGGCCAUGGCAGGCCAGUGUGGCCCUAGGCUCCCGACACACAUGUGGGGGAUCUGUGCUGGCGCCACAAUGGGUAGUGACUGCUGCACAUUGCAUACACAGUUUCAGGUUAUCUCGCCUGUCCAGCUGGCGGGUUCAUGCUGGGCUGGUCAGCCACAGUGCUACCAGGCCACACCAGGGCGCUGUCGUGGAGAGGAUCAUCCCCCACCCGCUCUACAGCACCCAGAACCAUGACUAUGACGUCGCCCUCCUGCGGCUCCGGACCCCACUCAACUUCUCUGACACUGUGGGUGCUGUGUGCCUACCAGCCAAGGAGCAGCGUUUCCCCAGGGGCUCACACUGCUGGGUGUCUGGCUGGGGCCACACUGACCCCAGCCAUACACACAGCUCUGACACCCUCCAGGAUACAGUGGUGCCCCUGCUCAGCACCCAGCUCUGCAACAGCUCUUGUAUGUACAGUGGGGCCCUCACACCCCGCAUGUUGUGUGCCGGCUACCUGGAUGGGAGGGCAGAUGCGUGCCAGGGGGAUAGUGGAGGUCCCCUGGUGUGUCCAGAUGGGGGCACAUGGCGCCUGGUGGGGGUGGUCAGCUGGGGCCGAGGCUGUGCAGAGGCCAACCACCCAGGAGUCUACGCCAAUGUAGCUGCCUUCCUGGACUGGAUCCACGACACUGCACAGGUGAGUUUAGGGGCAGUGCUGGUGUGUGGGUUUCAGAAAGACCUGCUCCUUGAAAACUGUGAACACCCAUAG